AUGGAAGACGAAUAUAUGGAUACGCAAGACUCUGGCAUGAACGAUGUUAUAAAUCGUUCGAAUGAAGUUAGCGAUAGUGUUAGUGAUCCCUCCAAAGAUUUUGGUGAUACGUCGGGCUAUGAUGAUGGAUUUGAUGAUGAUGAUCCAGGAAACAGCUUCCGAGGAGGUCGAGGUGGACGUGGAAAUUUCAGGGGUCGCGGGCGUGGACCACCGCCUGGAUGGAUGAACGGUCCGCCACCACCAAUGAGGUUCCGUGGUAGGGGCUAUGGACCUGGCGGCCCCCCAAUGCGUGGUCGGGGCUUCUUCAGAGGCAGGGGAGGUCCCCGCUUUGGACCAAAUAAUGGACCGAACUUUGAUAAUAAUUGGGGUCCCAUGGGUCCUCCCCCUCCUGGCAUGAUGGGUGGUCCACCACCCUUUGGACCACCGCCUGGUAUGAUGCCGCCAGGCGGUCCAAUGGGCCCUCCACCCAAUAUGAUGGGUCAACCCCCACCAUUUGGACCACCAGGAAUGCCUCCACCUAAUAUGCCAGCGCCAGAACUCUGGGUGGAGACCAAGUCAGAGGAAGGCAAAUCAUAUUACUACCACGCUCGGACAAGAGAGACAACAUGGACCAGGCCGCAGGAGAGCCCCACAUGCAAGGUCAUCACACAGGCGGAGAUUGAGGCUAUGGCUGCUACAGGUCAAAUCCCUGGUAUGGGAGGUCAGCCAAUGCCAAUGAACGGUCCAAUGGGAGGUCCCCCCAUGGGCGGGCCCCCCAUGGGGAUGAUGCCCAACGGCAUGAUGGGUAUGAUGCCCCCAGGAGUGGGGCCUCAGGGACCUGCGCCGGGUGCGGUGCCCCCAUUCAUGACUCAACCACCUCCGUGGGUCAAGGAUAAUAACGCACAAAUGCAACAACCCCCCAAGCUGCAGGAGAAGCAGGAGAGCCCCGACAACGACGACUCGCCCCCCGGCGACUCGGCGCCCCCCGUGCAGGCCGGCGCUCCGCCCCCUGGGAACAAGGGUAACAUGCCCAACAUGGCGAGCAUGGGGAUGCCCAACCCGGGGGCGGGCGGUGUGGGCGGCGCGUGGGGCGGCUGGUGGGCGCCGCCCAUGGUCGCGCAGCCGCCCGGCCUGGCCGCCGCCGCCGUGCCCGACGCCGGUGCAGCCACACAGCUUCCACAGAUGGGUGCUCCACUGGCGGCCAGCGAAGCCCCGGCCGACCAGCCCGCUGGCCCCAAUAAGAAAGAGGAGACGGCGAUCCCCGCGGAGCUGUCGGCGGCGGCGGCGGAGUGGAGCGCGCACCGCGCGCCCGACGGCCGCCCCUACUACUACCACGCCGCGUCGCGCCGCUCCGUGUGGGAGAAACCGAAGCCUCUGCGGGACUUGGAAGAACUACAAGCGAAAAUAGCGUUAGAGAAAGGAGAGAAGCCGGAGAAGAAAAUAGAGAGACUGGAAAUAAUGGACAGUAAAAUUGAAGUAAUAGACGUGGAGGCUCACGCGGAGGCGGUCGCUGCGGCCGAGGCGGCGGCGGAGAAGGAGCGCGCGGAGAGGGAAAGAGCGGAGCGGGAGAGAGUGGAGAAGGAGAAGGCGGAGAGGGAGCGAGCGGAGAAGGAGAAGGCGGAAAAGGAGAAGGCGAAGACGGACAAGAGUCGGCCGGUGUCGAGUACGCCGAUAUCUGGAACCCCGUGGUGCGUGGUGUGGACCGGCGACGGGCGCGUGUUCUUCUACAACCCGACGGCGCGGCUGUCGGUGUGGGAGCGGCCGGCGCAGCUGGCGGGCCGCGCCGACGUGGACCAGGCGGUGGCGCACCCGCCGCACGCCGCGCACGCGCCGCCCGCCGCCGCGCCCGCUAACGGGAAGGAGAACAAAGAUAAGACCACGACGCCGGUGAAGAGCGCGAACGGCGAGCUCAAGCGUAACGCGGACUCUGACUCCUCCGACUCGGAGGUGGAGCCCGCCAAGAAGCCCAAGCCUGAAGAGACAGCCGCACCAACUACACGCAAGAAGUCGACCAACAUAGACGCAGGCAAGGAGGCAGCAAUGGAGGCGGAGACGCGCGCAGCGAGAGAGCGGGCCGUCGUUCCCUUCGAGCAGCGAGUGCGCGCCUUCCUGCAGAUGCUGCACGAGAGCGACGUGUCAGCAUUCUCACCCUGGGAGAAGGAGCUCCACAAGAUCGUCUUCGACAGCCGGUAUCUGCUACUGGACUCCAAGGAGAGGAAGCAGGUGUUCGACAAGUACGUGCGCGAGCGCGCAGAGGAGGAGCGCAAGGAGAAGAAGAACCGCCUCCAGCUGAAGAAGCAGGCCUUCCGCGCCCUCAUGGAGGAGGCCAAGCUGCAUUCCAAGUCAUCGUUCACGGACUUCUCGAGUAAAUACAGUCGAGACGAGCGCUUCAAGAACAUCGAGAAGAUGCGGGACAGAGAGACGUACUUCAACGAGUACAUUGUGGAGGUGCGCAAGCGGGAGAAGGAGGAGAAGGACAGGAAACGGGAACAGCUCGAGGCGAGCGGCGCCGGCGGCAGGGGCUUUGAGCACUCCGAGCACGAGACGAACUAUAAGGCCAAGACGGACUUCAUAGCGCUGCUUAAAGAAAAAAACGUGGACAGACGAGCGCGAUGGGUGGAUAUUAAAAAGAAAAUCGAUUCGGACGCACGAUACAAAGCAGUCGAGAGUAGUACGAUGAGAGAAGAUUAUUUCAGAGAGUAUUGUAAGAUUGUUAAAGAAGAGAGGAAGAAGGAGAAAGAUGGUAAGGAGAAGGAGCGUGAGCGAGGCAGCAAAAAAGAAAAGAAAGAGAAGGACAGAGAAAAGGACAAGGAACGGGAGAAGGAUGGAAAGAAGGACAAGAAGAAGGAGAAGGGUGGUGACGUGAGUAUAGAAAAAAAGCAACCCGACUUGUCCACGGAAGAUGAAAAAAAACAGCCCACGCCCCCGCCCGACCAGUGGGCGGAGAUAUUGGGCAUACCCGGCGAAGACGACUCGAAAGAGUCGAAAUCGUCUAACAAACGCGACGAAACAUCGGAUGCGAGCGAAAAAUCGCCAUCCCCCAGCCCUGAAAAGGAAGUACGGUCCCCAAAACAGUUGAGAUCUUCCAAAAAAGAAUUACCCACCCCCGAAAAGAAAUCACCCAUAAAAUCACCCCCAAAGAAACGCAAACAAGACUUCAAGUCCCCAGAACCGGAAGCGGAGAAGAAGGGGAAGAAGAAGACGGAGAAAACGGAGAAGAGGAAAAGAAAGAAGUCUGAGAAAGAA
Brenthis ino (lesser marbled fritillary) is the source of this 3225-nucleotide messenger RNA. The record is from the annotation of a GenBank genome assembly. NCBI's taxonomy places the organism in Eukaryota, Metazoa, Arthropoda, Insecta, Lepidoptera, Nymphalidae.